AUGGUAGCCACCACAAGCAUUCCUGUGACCAUUCCAAAAGAUGGCUCACUGCCCAAGUCCAUGAUCCAAGACAUUAUCGGUACAUUUCUCACCAACGAGUGGCCAAACACGGACCCAGAAACGCUCAUUGUGACACGCAAUACUGGAUACGCAAACACAAACUGUGUAGUGGAACGACCUCAGCCAAAGAACGACACACAUUCCGAGCCUCUCAAAGUAUUCCUCAAGCUCCACGGCGAACUCGAUGGAGAAAUCGAGGUGUUCAAACACUUAGUCCCGAGCAAACACGAAGAGGCACAACUAUGCCAUGAUUACGCUCAAUCCGGUCUUGGUGCCAAAGUGUAUGGUUUCUUCCAGACAAAGGAUGGCACUUUCGGAAGGAUCGACGAGUUCUUAAAUGCACGCACUUUGAAACCAGCAGAUGUGGAAGAUGCACAUAUCCGAGCUGAUGUUGCGAGAGAACAUGCCGUUUUUCAUACCAUGUUCACACAACGAGAGAAGAAGCCGGUUCAGUUAUAUUACGAUGCAGUGAUCAGAGAGCUUGAAAGAUAUCACAAGAUGGAGAAGCUAAAGAGGCUUGCCAGAGAAGGAGGUGUCAAUAUGGAUGAUCUUGUUGACUAUGACUUCGUGUCUAGAAUAAGACGAGUGACGAACAGACUGGAAUCCAUCGGAGGGAAAAAGGGAUGGUGCAUCCACGAUGUUCAAUUCAUGAAUGCGAUGGUGAAGGACAGUACCAAGGAAGGAGAAAGAAAGAUCGUGCUUAUAGAUUUUGAAUUCGUCUUUCAAAAUUACCGAGGGUUUGAUAUUGGUGGACACUUUUUGCAAAAGAUGUUCCAGUGGUUUGAUGAGGAGAACAAGAUUGCAACCUGUCGACCUUAUACGGAAGAGGAGAAGAGGCAUUUUUGCGAGGAAUAUGCAAAGCAAUGGGACGAGGAGACGGGUGAUUCGGAUACAGGGGAACAGGUUUUUAUGGAAUCUGAGCUGGGAUUCAUGCUGGCUAUCACGUUCGAAAUCCAUAACAUGCUUUGUUUUAUGGAUCAGGAUGAUGAUAAAGACCCGUUGAGCAUAUUGGGGCUGAACAAGCUGUUUGAGGAGUUUGUUAAUCAGUAUAAGAAGCUGGGACUAGGGAGUUGA
Molecule: messenger RNA, 1134 nt
Organism: Penicillium verrucosum
Lineage: Eukaryota; Fungi; Ascomycota; Eurotiomycetes; Eurotiales; Aspergillaceae
Product: putative choline kinase
Exons: 1
Coding region: 1-1134 (377 amino acids)
Biological process (GO): phosphatidylethanolamine biosynthetic process; phosphatidylcholine biosynthetic process
Cellular component (GO): cytoplasm
Molecular function (GO): ethanolamine kinase activity; choline kinase activity
Source: RefSeq, a predicted model, not a curated record